AUGCACAUAGUUGACUACGUUGUGAAAGUGGGUUUCGGAACACCGGCAACAUAUGUCUCCCUUGUUAUGGACACUGGUAGUGAUCUAGCAUGGACUCAAUGUAAGCCAUGCUCACGGUCACAGUGCUAUAAACAAGCAGAACCAAUCUACAAUUACACGAAUUCCAAGUCUUAUUCUAACAUUCUUUGCAAAUCGCCUCUAUGUAAGAAUUCGACCGUUAAUUUUCUUUGUGCUCAAAAUAAAGUGUGUAUUUAUCAAGUUUUAUAUGCUGAUCAAACAUUUUCAUCGGGGUUCUUCUCAAAAGAAAAGCUGACAUUGUCGCCUUCUAAAGUGAUCAAAAAUUUUCAAUUUGGGUGUGGCCAAAGCAAUAUGUUUGCCGGUGAUGUCCGCGUAGCUGGAAUCCUUGGACUCGGCCGAGGUAUAACUUCUAUAGUGUCACAAACAGCUUUUGAAUAUAACAAGGUUUUCUCUUAUUGCCUUCCAUCUUCAAUAAACACCGUGGGUUACCUUACAUUUGGAAAGACUGAUAAGGUACCUCCUAACACAAGGUUCACACCCAUCCUAACAAAACCAAAUUGGAGAAUCCAAUUUUACUUCGUCCAGUUGGUAGCUGUAGGAGUUGGGGGAAAAAAAUUAACCAUCGAUUCAGGAGUUUUUUCAAAGGGAACCACCAUUAUAGACUCUGGAACUACCCUCACUUCUCUAUUUCCAAAGGUCUAUGCUGCCCUUGGAACAGCUUUUCAAAAGGCCAUGUCCAAACAUAAAUAUCCUAAAACUCAAAGUUACUCCUUACAACUAGACACAUGCUACGACCUUAGCAAAAACAAGACAGUAAUCUUGCCCAAGAUUAGCCUUUUGUUUAAGUCCGGAGCUGAACUAAACGUAGACCCAAGUGGGAUCCUUGUGUCCCCAGGGAACAGGAAGUCGCAAAUGUGCUUGGCUUUUGUUGAUAGCAGAAACUCCAAUCUUGGGAUCAUCGGAAGCACUCAACAGAAGACACAUACUGUAACCUAUGAUGUUGUCGGGAAAAGACUUGGGCUCACUCCAGGUGGAUGCAAUUAA
Messenger RNA from Malania oleifera, 1062 nucleotides. RefSeq names its product aspartyl protease family protein At5g10770-like. Gene Ontology annotation, molecular function: aspartic-type endopeptidase activity. Lineage: Eukaryota; Viridiplantae; Streptophyta; Magnoliopsida; Santalales; Ximeniaceae. The record is from RefSeq and is a predicted model, not a curated record. The transcript has a single exon. Bases 1 to 1062 code for a protein of 353 amino acids. Gene Ontology annotation, biological process: proteolysis.